CUCGUUCUAUAGGUACUUAGAUACUAUGCGAACGCUCCCGUUACUAUUUGACGUUUGACAUUUGAAGUUUGACUGCGCGGUUUACAGUGGUUCUGAAUACAGUGUUUUGGUAUUUUAUAUAUUUUUAUUUCAUUUUACAAUUAUUUUACAAUUGCAAUGAUCACAUAAAUUAUACAAGCUAUAAGGGAUUCAAGUGUACUAUUAUUAAGUAUAGUUUCAUACAUCAAAUCAGUGUAAAUAUAUUACGAAACAAACCUAAUUGUUACGUGUUUAGCGAUAAAUAAUAUUAUCAUCGACUGCAGAGAGCCGAAUAAGUUUUAAUCAAUAAAAACCGCAGAAUCGAAACGAGGUUAUAACUGUGCGAUUGAAUACGGUCGUAUGUACAGUACGGCUGUAUGAUAAACUCGAGAGAUACGGUGCGCACAUAGCGACUACAUCAAAGUACAAAGGUCAGUAACUAUGAGUGGUAAAUUGUUAAAAAUUCUAAUUCUUGGUGCGCCAGCUUCAGGCAAGGGCACAAUAUCGUCCCGGAUAGUGAAGAAGUAUGCUGUGGCACAUGUGUCCAGUGGCGACAAGCUGAGGGACCAUAUUGAAAAACAAACUGACCUAGGUAAAGAAGUUAAAAAGUACUUGAAUGAAGGGAAACUUGUACCUGACGAUGUCAUGAUCAAAUUUAUGAUCACAGAAUUAAAAAAAGUUGAAGACAAACCAUGGCUGCUGGAUGGAUUUCCAAGGACUGUGGGACAAGCUGAUGCUUUGUGGAAGGUACAACCAGUUGAUGUUGUAGUUAACUUAGUAGUGCCUUUUGAGGUAAUCAUAGACAGAGUGAAGAACCGCUGGGUGCACUUGCCCUCAGGCCGAGUUUAUAACAUUGGCUUCAACACUCCUAAAGUGGAAGGUAAGGAUGAUGAGACAGGUGAGGACUUGGUUCAGAGACCUGAUGACAAGCCUGAAGCUGUACGCAAGCGGCUGGAGAUCUAUGAAAGUGUGACAAGGCCAGUCAUAGAGUUCUACAAAGCAAAAGGUAUACUAAAAGAGUUUGAAGGUCGCACUUCAGAUGAAAUUUGGCCAAAAGUAACAGCUUAUUUAGAUCCUAUUUUUAAAAAGUAAGCCUGUAUAUUUAUUUAUUAUAGAUCUAGGCAGCACACUAGAUAUAGAUUUGCAGAAAUGAAUUGUACUGGUGCUAGGAAUAAUAGUAUUAAGAGUUAUCAGCCUAUGACUAUAUUUUAUAGAUUUUUUUUAUAAUUGUUAUAUA
This is a messenger RNA of Spodoptera exigua (beet armyworm), 1255 nucleotides long. NCBI's taxonomy places the organism in Eukaryota, Metazoa, Arthropoda, Insecta, Lepidoptera, Noctuidae. The record is from the annotation of a GenBank genome assembly.